Messenger RNA from Caenorhabditis remanei, 645 nucleotides. RefSeq lists its product as uncharacterized. NCBI's taxonomy places the organism in Eukaryota, Metazoa, Nematoda, Chromadorea, Rhabditida, Rhabditidae. The record is from RefSeq and is a predicted model, not a curated record. The transcript is spliced from 5 exons. Bases 1 to 645 code for a protein of 214 amino acids.
AUGCUCUUUUGGAGUGCAACAUCUCCGCUGAUUCAGCUUUUAAUAUUACUUUGUAUAGUUGCCACGUGGAAUACAGUCAAUUCCAUCAAAUGUUAUUCUUGUGCAAAUGAUUUCAUUGUUUGGCAAUGGCGUCAUUUCUUUCUGAAACGAAACUACGACAUCUCAACAAGUGAUCCAGAAUGUACAAGCAGAGACUAUAUCUCGGAUCUCUAUCAGAAUUGUCAUUCCACGUGUUUCGUGUUUUAUUUGAAUGGAACUAAUAAGCAAACUGGUCAUACAACUGUACUCGGUGUCGGUCGAGGAUGUUCAGCAAGUUUUCUCACCGAUGAUCAGCAUCUUCACUUGGGUUUGGGUGCUCAUUCCCGGCCUUCUCAUGUUGGAGAAUACCUUCCACAUGAUUUCGAUCAGUUCGACAUAACAGAACACUGGUGUUUUUGUGCCACAGAAAAAUGCAACUCGGAGGAUUGUUUCUCAUCGCCAUUCGGUUCUCGGGAAUACGCUUCAUCGUACAUUGCCAAACGUCUACAAUAUUCUUCUUCAUAUUCACAUAAUCCAUGGAAAUAUCGGAAUACGGGUUCUCGUGCUAUUUCAUCAUUUUUCAUGAUGUUCUUCUCAAUUGUCUUGUACAAAUGUUUGUGUCUGUAA